Messenger RNA from Perca fluviatilis (European perch), 1272 nucleotides. RefSeq names its product mitochondrial ribosomal protein L28 (gene mrpl28). The record is from RefSeq and is a predicted model, not a curated record. The transcript has 6 exons. Bases 170 to 928 code for a protein of 252 amino acids. Lineage: Eukaryota; Metazoa; Chordata; Actinopteri; Perciformes; Percidae. Gene Ontology annotation, molecular function: structural constituent of ribosome. Gene Ontology annotation, cellular component: mitochondrial large ribosomal subunit.
UUUGGUGUAGGCGGGCCAACCAAUGCGGAAAUCUGCUUGUGCGGUGGAGAUUGUGCAUGAUGUCCUUGCCUGCCUAGUUUUGGGCUAACCUAGAUUAAAAACUCACAUUCUACUUGGUGGAGUUAAUUGUUUUCUUUUUACCCGAUUUAACUUUUAAAGAUAGUCCGUUAUGCCUUUACACAAAUACUCCCCCAAAAUCUGGGAGGCUCUAAAACUGAAGCAGGGCAUCUACGCUCGUCUCCCCAAACACUACAUUAAAUCCCUUGAGCAGAAAGAUCCCAGACCUGUCCAUUGGAGACCUCUGGGAGUCCAGUACCGAGCCAACCCAACGACCAGGCAGAAGGAACGAGUGCAGGAUGUCCCGAUACCCAUCUACUACCCUCCAAGCUCCCAGGACGGCCUUUGGGGAGGAGAGGGCUGGAUAUCAGGCUUCCGAUACGCCAAUAAUGACAAAAUGUCGACUCGUCUGAAGAAGACAUGGAAACCACAGCUGUUCAAGAGAGAGUUGUAUAGCGAGAUCCUCGAUCACAAGUUCACCAUCACAGUCACAGCACGCACUCUGGACCUCAUCGAUGCUGCCUUUGGUUUCGACUCCUAUAUUCUCAGCACAUCAAAGGAAGACCUGAACUCCAAGCUGGGGAUGGACCUGAAGAGGGCCAUGUUGCUUCGCCUGGCACACAGAAACACAGAGCUUUACCCCUCCGACCCUGUCAAGAGAGAGAAGGUCUACAACAAAUACAAGCAGCAGUUUGAGAUCCCAGAGGAGGAGGCAGAGUGGUUGGGUCUGAGUCUGGAGGAGGCCGUGGAGAAACAGAGGCAGCUGGAGCACAAGGAGCCGGAGCCUCUGUUUAAGGCCUGUGUGGAGGAGCUGGUGAAGGAGCUGCACGUCCAAAAGCUCUCGGAGCCACACCUCAUAGAGAAUAAGUGACAACAGAGGCAGCUUUUCAGACGUAGGUUGAACUGUCAAGCUUCUGCAGAUUGUGGUGGAAAUCACAAAGUUUCUUAAACUAUUUCACCCGGGAGAACUUCCUGUAGUUUCAACUUGUAUUUCCUUCUGGGAGGGAAACAAAGAUAAAAGACCACAAGGGACGAGGUCAUGUUGGAGUAAUUCUUAUUUAUUUCCCCCCUUGCAUUUAAGAUCCAAAAAUUGACGGCAUUUUAAGAAUGAAGGAAAAAAGCCUCCGUCGGUGUAAAUACUCCCCGACCAGCUGUGAUAUCAGGCCCUUGUACAGGAUGUCUAAAAAAAAUAAAAGAUUCCCCUUUUUUCCUAAA